CUUUGAAGAAGAAAAAUAUUUAUAUUUCCCAGGUUUAUUGCUAUUUCCUUAACCUGAUACACAUGCGUGAAGGCGGAUUUCUACACGCACAUGGACUCGUUCCUGUGCUCCUUAACGGACCUUACGUACAAAAUGCAGGGGUUAACGGUGAUAUACGUGCCGAGGGAGGGUGACGAGCUGGUUGUGGACGAGAUGGGCGCCGAUAAGGAGAUAAUCAAGAGGAUGGAGGUGGUGGUGGCCUAUUGGACCACCCAAGUGAGGAUAGCGCUCUCGGAUCAGGAACAGGCAACACCCCUCGAAUUGUUGUGCCUCAAGGACGAAUACGACUUUUGGAUCUAUCGAUACGACAAUCUCUGCGGUUUAAACUACCAAGUGCAGAACCCCACCGUGAAAAAGAUAACGGAUUUCCUGAUGACGAGCCACUCGACCUACGCCCAACAAUUCCUGAAAUUAAAGGACGAGAUCGAGACGUUCGUGAAGGAGGCCAUAUCGAACGUCGAGUACCUACGAAUCCUGGUCGACCCCUCCUCCGAGAUAGACAAAUGCCAGUCGCCGUCCGAGAUUCAGCAACACUUGCUCCUCAUCAUACACCUGAUCAGAAUCAUCUGGUUGAAUUCGCCGUUUUACAACACCCAGGAGAGGAUCGAGAAUCUGUUCAGGGCGCUCAGCAAUCAGAUAAUCAUCAUCUGCCGGGACUACAUAAACUUCGACGAGCUUUUCGCCGGUCAGACGAGAAAGUACAUGGAAAAGUUCGACGAGUGCAUACAGAGCUGUAAAAAUUACAUCGCACUGUACGACCAGAUAGUGCAUGCCCAUACUACUCUGUUAGGCGUAUCGUGGGAUUUGAACAAGAUCAAUAUAUUCCAGCAUAUUGAUACUUGCAUCAGCAGGUGCAACGAUAUGAUUGAGAUCUGUCAGGCGAUGAUCGAUUUUGCCAGAAUGGACGAAACCACAGACGUGGCCAAGCCUAUGUUUGGCGGUACGAGGGGCGAGGAGCGAGAAAGGGUGUGUCAAAAGGUCGAAAGACUGUUUAAGGAGGCUUUGAAAAAAAUCGACGAGAACUCUCACAAUAUCUUCGACGUCCAUCACAGCAUGUGGAACGACGACAUGUUCGCCUUUCGAGCCGAGAUGAAGGAUCUGGAAAUCAUUAUCGAGAACCUGGUCACGUCGAUCUUCGUCAAUUUAAACAAUGUACAGGAGGCGAUGGAGGAUUUUCAAAGCUUUCAUAGCUACAUGAAUCGCGACAAGUUGAGAGCUCUGUUUGAUUCCAAGACGAGCGAGAUAUGGAAACUUUUCUGCGACGAUAUCCAGAAAGCGAAGCAAGAGGUGUUGGACGAAAUGGAGGAGUACUCCUCGAUGACUCCUUAUUACGCGGGCAGGGCGUUGAAUUUGCGCACGAAGGGCGCCCGGAUACAAGUGACGAGAGAGAUCCUCGAGCACGCGCUCUGGAUGCCCUAUUGCGGCCUCCGCUACGAGGCGUUCCAUCAGCAAGAGCUGCUGCAGAAAUCGAUCGAGGAUUUCGUCGCCGAUUUAUACGCGAAAUGGAUCUACGAGGUCGGUGACAAUCCCCGGGCAAAGCUGGAUCGUUUCCUCAUGCGCCGCUGCAACAUCACCGAGGGCCUUCUCAGGUGCAACAUAGACCCGUCCAUUUUGACCUUGUGCCGCGAGGCCUCCUACUGGAUCGCGUUGAAAUUCAUCAUCCCUGUCCACGUGCAGAUCGUUUUCGACAAAUGGGAGACCCUUAAUUUCGUGUUCGAGAGCGUUAUCGCAGUUAUUAUCAGUUACAAUAAGGUGAUCAAAGCUUUGUCGAUAGUAGAACGCGAACUGUUCCGCGAACUAAUUCGCCAACUAGACAGGAAGAUCAAUCCAGGCUUAAACAAGCUGACAUGGAACACGGAAUACGUGGACGCGUACAUCGAGGAUUGCUUUAACGAAACGGCAAAUCUUCAAGAAUUCAUCGACACGUACAGGAUGUCGAACGAGCAAAUACUGAAACUCUGCGAGAUAAUCUGCGACACGCCGAUGAUCAUUAUAAAACCGAACUACAUGUACGUAAUGGAGGAGUUGAAGGAGGAUUUGAUGAACUCGAGGGACGAGACGUUCAUAAAGGUGUCGAACGUUCACAAAACCAUCAUCGAAUACGUGAUGCUCAUUUUUGAUGGGUUCAAGGGUGUGAUCGAGGACAGUUUGGAAGAAUGGAAAGGAUAUUUAAGCAGAAUAGACGUGGUGAUAGGCGAGGUUUUCAAAAUGUGUUUAAUCGAAUCCUUUAACGCCAUGUACCUUGCUCUUCACGGGGAUGGAACAGCACCCCCAUCGCCUCUCAUCCUGGUGCACGUAGAGCUUAUAGAUAAUAAGGUAAAUUUCGUACCAAAUCUAUCGGAUAUCGCGAUGGAAAUCUCGAUGAUCUUCGACAAUCUCUUGGAACCUUUGAAAAACAUAAUAAGAUUAACAGACAAAUUCAAGUUGGACUUCCAUGUGCCGCCAUUUUGGAAAAUAUACGAGAAAGACCCAGAAUUGCUCGAUCUUCAACAGAAGUUAAACGACGAGGUGAAUUUCUGCUUCAUCCAAAUGCAAACCUACUUGAAAACCUGGGAACCGUUUCACGAAGUUUGGGAAAUGAACAGAGAGAUGUUUCUCCAGAGGUACGAAAAGUUGAAGCCAACCGCGGAUACCUUCGAUUCAGAUAUCAGCAGGUACACGAUGAUCGCGAACAAUGUUCAGAUACAGGAGACGAUGACUUCCGUACACUUCCUCGACGUGAACUCCGAUCGAUUGAAGGGCGCCAUUAUCGAAGAGUGCUCGAUUUGGCAACAGAAAUUAAUCGGCGUUUUGUUCCGGCAAACGCAAAACAUGAUGAACCAUGUCUAUCACUACAUCGCGGAGAAUUCGAAGAAAAUAUCGAAAGAGCCGACGGAUCUGAUCACCAUGCAACAAGCGAUGCAGUUGUUCGAUAAGCUGAUGGCCGAUAUUCCUCACGAGGAAGAGCAAUUCCCGAAGAUCGAGGAUCAAUUCCAGCUCUUGGAAAAGUACGAGGUUAUGUUGACGUUCGACUUCAAGCGAAAAUUUUACGAUAUACAGCCUUCCUGGACCGCGUAUCUCGGCCUCUUGCAUGAAUGCGAUUUCAUGUUGAAAGAGAAACAGGCGGAGUUCAAACAGAUGCUGAUGGAAGAUGUGGUAACGUUCGAGAUAGACGUGCAGGAGCUUGUUCAGAGAUUCUGGGAAUUCGGACCGUUCACGUCCUUGUGGGAGAUACAAGACGCUCUCAAUUGGCUGGCCUCCCUCGAACGUGACUUCGUGAAUUUGAAAACGAAGGAGAGCAUGCUGAAGUCGCAGCUUAUGGUGUUCGAAAUCAGUCAGCCGGAUUCGCUCGACCUCAUACAAUUGGAACAGGAUAUGAAAGCUAUCCAACUGGUGUGGGAUAUCAGGAAAGAGUGGAACGACGCUUGGCAGGUGUACAAAACUGCGAAUUUCUGGGAGAUCGAGAUGGAACAGAUGGAGACCACGGCAAAUGUCCUGUUCAGAAAGUUGAAUCGUCUGAGCAGAGAGUUGAAGGAGAAGAAUUGGGAGAUCGUCGAGCACUCGAGAACGAGCGUGGACAAGUUCAGACGCACCCUUCCAUUGAUCACCGAUCUGAAAAAUCCGGCGAUGAGGCCUCGGCAUUGGCAGAGGCUCAAGGAGAUCGUGGGUCGUGAUUUCGAUGAGCUGUCGCCGGAAUUCACUCUGGACGCCAUCACCGAGAUGGAGUUUCAAAAUUUCGCUGAACAGAUCAGCGAUAUAUCCAACUCUGCCACCAUGGAAUUGACUAUUGAAAUUGGGUUGAAAGCUAUCAGCGACAUUUGGCAGAAGAUGCCUUUGGAAAUGAUCCCUUACAAGGAUCAAGGUAUAUACAGGAUAAAGACCACGGACGAGAUAGUGCAAACAUUGGAGGAGCAUCAAGUUCAAUUAUCGGCCAUGAAGGCGACGAGAUUCGUCGAGCCGUUCGCGAAAGAGGUGGAUUACUGGGAGCGGACCCUUUCGAUCAUAGGGGAGGUCCUGGAAAUAACUCUGAUGAUUCAGCGAGGCUACAUGUACAUGGACAACAUAUUCACCACGGAAGACAUCAGGAAACAGCUCCCCAAGGAGACGGACGAUUACGACAGACUGACGAAAAUGUGGAUCGAGAUUACGUCACGGAUGGCCUCCAUUGGCCUGGCCUUGAAAGCCACUCACGAGCCGCCCGGCCUGUUCGAGCUUCUGAAUAAAAUCAGCCGCGAAAUCGAGUUGAUGCAACGUGCCCUGGAACAAUAUCUGGAGACGAAACGACACGUGUUCCCGAGAUUCUACUUCAUUUCGAACGAGGAUCUACUCGAGAUCCUGGCCAACGCGAGGAAACCGGAACUGAUACAGGUGCACAUCAAGAAACUGUUCGAGAAUAUUAAAUUCCUUAGUCUGAGCAAGUCCGUUACCGGGAAACAAUUGGCCAUAGCGAUGAAUUCCAGCGAAGGGGAGUUUGUCGAUUUUACCGAGCCCGUUGUUCUGGAGGGCCAGGUGGAGAGGUGGCUCUGCGAGAUUGAGAAAGCGAUGAGGGUAAGUUUACACGAGGUACUGAAGCAAUGUCGAACAGCGCUGCGAAAAAUGAUCCAGAAACGCGACAAGUGGGUGAAGGAGUGGCCCGGCCAACCAGGGAUCACGUCCACCCAGAUCCAGUGGACGACCGACUGCACCCGCACCCUAUUGCACUGCAAGCUAGUUGACUCGAGGAAGCCGUUGAAGAAGCUACGAAGACGACAGAAUCAGGCGUUGAGCAGGUAUUCGGAGGCGAUCAGGAGCGAUUUGACCCACCUGGACCGACUGAAGUUCAAAGCGAUCGUGGUGCUCGAGAUCCACGCGAGGGACGUUAUCGAGAAGAUGUACCGUGCUAAUUGCAAGGACGUGUCAGCGUUCGAGUGGCUGUCGCAGCUGAGAUUCUACUGGGACAAGGACAUCGACGAUUGCAUCGCUUGGCAGACGAACACGUUUUUCGUUUAUGGUUACGAGUAUCUUGGAAAUACUGGACGAUUGGUGAUUACACCGCUCACCGAUCGGUGUUACAUAACGCUGACAACCGCCCUCCACCUGUAUCGGGGAGGCAGUCCCAAGGGGCCGGCCGGUACCGGGAAAACCGAGACCGUGAAGGAUCUAGGGAAAGCGCUUGGAUUCAACGUGAUCGUGCAGAACUGUUCCGAGGGGCUCGAUUACAAAAGCAUGGGCAGGUUAUUCUCUGGCCUCUCGCAGACCGGGGCGUGGGGCUGCUUCGACGAAUUUAACCGGAUAAACAUCGAGGUAUUGUCGGUGGUGGCGCAGCAGAUACUGUCCAUCCUCACCGCCCUCUCGCAGAAGAUCGUCAGAUUCGUGUUCGAAGGAUCUGAAAUAAAAUUGGUGCACACCUGCGGCAUCUUCAUCACUAUGAAUCCAGGAUACGCGGGUCGUACCGAGCUGCCCGACAAUCUGAAAUCCAUGUUCAGGCCAAUCUCGAUGAUGGUUCCCGACAGCAGCAUGAUAGCCGAGAUCAAUUUGUUCUGCGAGGGAUUCGAGGGGACCCGAAUUCUCGCCAGAAAGGUAUUCACCCUGUACACGUUGGCCCAACAACAAUUAAGCAAACAGUAUCACUACGACUUUGGGUUGAGAGGUAUAGUCACGCUGACCAGAUACGCCGGGAGGAAGAAGAGAUUAUACCCGAAUCUGCCUGACGAGGAGGUGAUCAUCCUCGCCAUGAACGACAUGAACAUCGCCAAACUCACUUCGGACGACUUGCCCCUGUUCGUCGGUAUCACCAGCGACCUCUUCCCGGAGGUCGAGGUACCGACCGUGGAUUACGAGGAAAUUAUCAGUUACAUAACCAAGGAGGCCAUCAAACUGAAGCUGCAGCCUAUCCCCCUGAUACUGACGAAAGUUAUCCAGCUGUUCGAGACUAUGCACUCGAGGCACUCGACGAUGAUAGUCGGCGAAUCGAACACGGCCAAGUCGGCCACGUGGAAGGUGUUGCAGAACACGAUGACUAGCAUGAAGAACGACAAGAAACCCGGAUACCAGGCCGUCCACGUGUUCCCCAUUAACCCGAAAGCGUUGAGCCUUGCCGAGCUUUACGGCGAGUACAAUCUCGUGACCGGGGAGUGGCACGACGGCGUCAUAUCGUCCAUCAUGCGGAAGACCUGCUCCGACGAUACCCCUGACGUGAAAUGGAUCCUCUUUGACGGGCCCGUGGACGCCGACUGGAUCGAGAAUAUGAACAGCGUGAUGGACGAUAACAAGGUUUUGACGCUCAUAAACAACGACCGCAUCACCAUGCCCCAACAAGUCCUUCUCUUGUUCGAGGUCCAGGAUCUGGCUGUCGCCUCCCCCGCCACGGUCUCGAGGGCUGGGAUGGUUUACAACGAUUACAAGGAUCUCGGUUGGAGGCCGUACAUGAACAGCUGGAUACAAAAAUAUCAAGCGAAACAGGAAUUUUUCGAAGAAAUCAAGAAAUUGUUCAAUAGUCACGUGGACGCUACGCUGGAAUUCAAACGGAAGAAAUGCGAGGAUCCUGUCCCAGUUCCCGAAUUAAAUUCCGUUCAAUCGUUGUGCAAGCUCAUAGAAGUGCUCUGUAUCCCCGAAAACGGGGUUGAAUUCACGGGAGACAUAGACAUGUUCUCCAAUAUUUGCCGGAUAUGGUUCAUCUUCUGUUUGGUGUGGUCUAUCUGCGCCACGGUGAACGAGGAGAGCCGGUUCAGGGUGGACAAUUUCAUACGAGAAAUAGAGGGCACGUUCCCAUUACGCGACACGGUGUACGAAUAUUUUGUCGAUUCCCGUUUACGAAUGUUCGUUUCCUGGGAAGAAAGAUUGCCCUCGAUAUGGAAAAUUCCUGCGGACACGCCGUUCUACAAGAUAGUCGUGCCGACAGUGGACACGAUUCGAUACGAGUUCGUCACUAGUUACCUUCUAAGGAACCAGUUCCCUAUUAUGUUGCUGGGUCCCGUGGGGACAGGGAAGACGUCGGUGGUUCAAUUGGUAUUGAACGCUCUGGACGAGAUGAAGUACAACGUGUUGACGCUCAACAUGUCCGCCCAGACCACCUCGAAGAACGUGCAGGACAUAGUGGAGAGCAGGCUCGAGAAACGGACCAAGGGCGUGUACGUGCCAGUAGGCGGUAAAAUUCUGAUCGCGUUCAUGGACGACUUCAACAUGCCUAUGAAAGAGAUCUACGGUUCCCAACCGCCGUUGGAAUUGAUUCGACAAUGGAUAGGAUACGGUUUCUGGUGCGUUUCGAAUAAAAUGAUAUUUUUAUUAACGUUGAAAUUAAUUAAAAAGUUGCAAUUAUUGGUGUCGAUGGGCCCGCCGGGAGGUGGGCGGAACGUUAUCACGAAUCGGUUGUUGACCAAGUUCAACGUCAUCAACAUGACGUUCCCGGCCGAGAAACAGAUCGUGAGGAUAUACGGGUCAAUGUUGCACCAUCACAUCAGCGAAUUCCACUCGGAGGUGAAGGGAAUAGCCAAUGAAAUAACGCUUGCCACCAUCGGUGUGUACGCGAACGUGGUCACCAAAAUGUUGCCAACCCCCGGAAAGAUGCACUAUCUGUUCAAUCUGAGGGACAUAUCGAAGGUUUUCCAAGGCCUCCUGCGAAGUCACAAGGAUUAUCAAUUCUCGAGGCAAACCUUCCUCCGUCUAUGGGUGCACGAGAUGUUCCGCGUCUUCUGCGAUCGACUGAUCGAUGAAAAAGACAGGGAUUGGUUCGUCGACCAACUCGGGGAGCAACUUGGAAAAUACUUCGAAGUAACUUUCGCCACCGUUUGUCCGGAGAGGAAAAGUCCGUUGUUCGGUAGUUUCAUGAACGUUUGGGAUAUAUACGAGGAUCUCACGGACAUAGGAGCCAUAAGGACUUUCAUAGAGAAUCAAAUGGACGACUAUAACGCCUCGAGCGGCGUCGUCCGCCUCAAUUUAAUUCUUUUCCGUGACGCGGUCGAACAUAUUUGCCGCAUCUUUCGCGUUAUUUCUCAGCCGCGUGGCCACGUGCUGCUGAUAGGAAUCGGCGGAAGCGGCAGGCAAUCUCUAAGCCGUAUCGCCAGUUACAUGUGCGAACUGGCCACCUUCCAGAUCGCAGUCACGAAAAAUUACAGGCUGCCCGAGUUCCGCGAGGACUUGAAGACUCUGUACUUGAAGACGGGAGUGGAGAACAAGCCCACCACGUUCCUAUUCGUCGAUACCCAAGUAAUCGAGGAACAAUUUCUAGAAGUGGUGAACAGUAUACUGAGUACUGGCGAGGUGACCAAUCUGUUCAAAGCCGACGAGAUGGAGGAGAUUAAACAUAAACUGACAAAGGAGGCGACGCGGCUUGGACGGAUACCAACGACAGAGACGAUCUACGCGCUGUUGAUCGAGCGGUCGCGUGCCAAUAUGCACGUGGUGGUGUGCAUGAGCCCGAUCGGGGACGCGUUCAGGAACAGAUUACGCCAGUACCCUGCCCUGAUCAACUGCACGACCAUCGAUUGGUUCCUGGAAUGGCCGAGGGAAGCCCUCCUCGAAGUUGGCAACAAGUUCCUCAUGAAUCUCAAUCUGACGCUCACUAUCACCGGCGAGACUAAACCGGAGCCUCGAUUAUCAGCGACAGCGAUUCCUUUGCCGCCGCUGCAGGAACGAAUGCGGGACGGAAUAGCGGCUACGUUCUCCUUGAUCCAUGAGACGGUGUCGCAGUUUUCCAGCAGAAUGGCCGCCGAGAUGAAGCGGUACAAUUACGUGACGCCGGUGAAUUUUCUCGAGCUGGUCGCAGGCUACAAAAUAAUGCUCGCGGAGAAGAGGGACGAUUUGGCGGGCCAGGCGAACAAACUUCGUGGCGGUCUCUCGAAGAUCGACGACACCCGCCUUAAAGUGCACGAAAUGGCUGGGGAGCUGGAAAUCACACACGAGCAGGUUUAUAAAUCAACCAGGGAAUGCGAAGAGUUUCUGGUAACGAUAGUGAAUCAACGUCGCGACGCGGACGAAACGCAGAAGACGGUGACAGCGCGGUCGCAGAAGAUCUCGGAGGAGCAGAAGGAGUGCAAGAAGCUCGAGGAAAUCGCUCGAGCCGACCUGGCAACCGUUGAACCGGCUCUGAACGAGGCUAUGAAGGCACUGGAAGCGUUGAGCAAGAAGGAUAUAUCCGAGAUACGAUCCUUCACGCGUCCACCGCCGAAAGUCGAGAUGGUGAUGGAGGCGGUGAUGAUCCUGAAGAACUCGGAGCCGAGCUGGGCGGAGUCGAAGCGUCAACUCGCCGACGUGAACUUUCUGGCAACGCUUCGAGACUUCGACAAGGACAACAUCUCCGACAGGACGCUCAGAGCCAUUUCCAAGUACACGUCGAACCCUGAAUUCGUGCCGGAAAAGGUUGGCCUGGUGUCUGUGGCGGCCAAGUCGCUCUGCAUGUGGGUCAUCGCCAUGGAAAAAUACGGGAAGCUUUACAGAGUGGUGGCGCCAAAGAGGGAAAAGUUGCAGGCCGCGUUGAAAUCUCUGAGGGAGAAGGAGAAGGCGUUGGAGGAGGCGAUGUAUCAAUUGCAGAAAUUGCAAGAGAAGCUGCAAGUGUUGCAGGAGAUGUACGACGCGAAGAUGAAGGAGAAAGAAGAAUUGAUUAAGCUGGCUGAACUAUUGAAGCUGAAACUGGAUCGAGCCGCGAUGCUGGUCGACGGCCUCUCGGAUGAAAGGGUCCGAUGGGAGAACACGGUCGCAUCUCUGGCCGAGUUCUUCGACUGGCUGCCAGGUGAUUGCCUGAUAUCAACCGCCUUCGUCUCCUAUUUGGGUCCGUUCGUGUCCAGUUACAGGGAGGAAUUGAUAGGCAUCUGGAUGAAAGAGGUGAUGGAUAAAGAGAUCCCAAUGUCGCCUGACCUCUACGUGACGAAAUUCCUGGCCGAUGCGGCGUUGAUCAGGGACUGGAACAUGCAAGGGCUACCCUCGGACGAUUUCAGUACUGAGAAUGGUAUCAUAGUGACGAGGGGAACCAGAUGGCCGUUGGUGAUCGAUCCACAGUGCCAGGCGGUGAAAUGGAUCAAGAACAUGGAGGCCAGGAACACGUUGAAGGUGAUCGACUUUGGCCAACCAGAUUUCGUCAGGGUGUUGGAAUACGCGCUCCAAUUCGGCAUGCCUGUUCUGCUCGAAAAUAUCGGCGAGACUAUAGACCCUGUGAUGAAUCCGAUUCUCGAUCGAGCAUUCGUGAAAGUAGAGGAUCAGAUAAUGAUCAAGUUCAACGAGAAGAUGAUCAGUUACCACGACAAGUUCCGGCUGUUCAUCACCACGAAACUCGCGAACCCCCAUUACGCCCCGGAGAUAUCCACCAAAACGACGUUAUGCAACUUCGCUAUUAAGGAAGAGGGACUGGAAGCCCAGCUUUUGGGGAUCGUGGUCAGGAAAGAGAAGCCCCAACUCGAGGAACAGAAGGACAAUCUGGUGUACACGAUCGCUUCCAAUAAACGAACUCUCAAAGAGCUCGAGGACAGAAUACUAUAUUUGCUGAGCGUGGCCGGGGACACUCUUCUGGACGAUCUGGAUUUACUGAGCGCCCUCCAGUCGUCCAAGGCGACCUCAAUCUCGAUCGAGGAGUCGUUGGUCGUCUCCGAGGAGACCGAGAAACAGAUAGAUCUCGCGAGGGAGGAGUACAGGCCGUGCGCCCAUCGUGCCUCGAUCCUCUUCUUCGUUCUCAACGAAAUGAGCCAUAUCGAUCCGAUGUACGAGUUCUCAUUGGACGCGUACAUUACCCUGUUCAAGCUGUCCAUCGACAAAAGCGCGAAGAGUAUUAAAAUAGAAGAGAGGAUAGAGAGCCUGAACGAGUAUCACACUUACGCCUUGUACAAGAAUACCUGUCGAGGUCUGUUCGAGCAGCACAAGUUGUUGUUCUCGUUCAACAUGUGCAUGAAAAUCCUGGACGCCCAGGGCAAGAUCAUCCCUAACGAAUACGCGUUCCUGCUUCGGGGUGGAAUCGUCCUAGACAGGGAGGCCCAGCCCGAUAAACCGGUGGCUUGGCUGCCCGAUGAAACUUGGGAUAAUAUCACGGAACUGGAUAAGUUGCCCGGGUUUCACGGUCUCAUUUCAUCGUUCGAGCAAUUCCCGCGGGAUUGGAACACCUGGUACAUCGCCACGGAGCCGGAGAACACGCCGUUGGUGUCCGAAUGGGAAAUGAAUUGCAACGUGUUCCAAAAGAUGCUGAUAAUACGUAGCUGUCGCCCGGACAGAAUUUCCUUUUGUAUAGCGAACUUUAUAGUGCUGAACCUCGGCCAAAGAUUCGUCGAGCCGCCCGUCCUCGAUCUCAAGUCGGUGCUCGACGAUUCCAUUGCACAAACUCCCCUAAUAUUCGUCCUCUCCCCGGGCGUGGAUCCUACAGGCAGCCUGAUGCAGCUAGUCGACAGCCAGGAAAUGACUAAACACUUUAUGACACUGUCCCUGGGCCAGGGACAGGCGCCUAUCGCCACCAGGAUGAUAGAGGUGGGGGCAAAGGAAGGUGCCUGGGUGUUCCUGGCGAACUGCCACUUGUCCCUCAGCUGGAUGCCGAAAUUGGACAAGAUCGUGGAAAUGUUGGGGGCCAGUAAAACCCUCCACCCGCAAUUCAGGUUGUGGCUUAGCUCCAGUCCGACUCCCCAGUUCCCCAUAUCGAUCCUCCAAGCCGGUAUAAAGAUGACCACGGAACCGCCGAAAGGUUUGAAGGCAAACAUGAAACGGCUUUACAGCUUGAUGACCGAGUACCAGUUCGAGCUCUGCCAGGCAAAGUCCAAGUACAAGAAGCUUCUGUUCGCCCUCGUAUUCUUCCACGCGAUCCUCCUCGAGCGUAAAAAGUUUCAACAAUUGGGCUGGAACGUCAUCUACAGCUUCAACGACUCCGACUUUGUGGUGUCGGAGAACCUUCUACAGGUAUAUCUGGACGAAUAUCCGGAAACUCCUUGGGAAUCGUUGAAAUAUCUCAUAGCGGGUGUUUGUUACGGCGGCCACGUGACCGACGAUUGGGACCGCCGAUUGUUAAUGACAUACGUACAACAAUAUUUCACGGAGGAGGCCCUGACUGUCCCUAAUUAUCGUUUGUCAUCGCUACCAACCUAUUACAUACCGAAGGAUGGCUCGUUGGGGUCCUACCUAGAUUUCAUAGCUGUGUUACCUACCAUCGAUAAACCGGAAGCAUUCGGUCAACACCCGAACGCGGACAUCACCUGUUUAAUCAUGGAGACUAGAAAUAUGUUCGAAACUUUGAUGGAACUCCAGGUCCAAACUGUUACGAAAGAGGAAGUUAGCAAAGAGGAGAAAGUAAAUCAAUUAACCUCGGACAUAUUAUCAAAAAUACCGGACAACAUCGAUUACGAGGCGACCGUGAAGUUGAUAGGGCCAAAGAAGACACCGUUGGACGUUGUACUGCUCCAAGAGAUACAACGAUACAACGUGCUGCUGCAAAAUACCCGGAACAGCUUGAACGAGCUCCAAUUGGCCAUCAAGGGUUUGAUACUGAUGUCCCAUGAACUCGAGGAGAUAUUCUUCUGCGUGUUCGAGGGCCGUGUCCCCUCGAUCUGGCUAAUGGCGUAUCCCUCGUUGAAGCUGUUGGGCGCCUGGACCAGGGAUUUGGUCAACAGGGUGGAACACUUCAACGAAUGGGCCUUAACCACUCAUGCACCGGUCCUGUUCUGGCUCGCCGCGUACACUUUCCCAACCGGUUUCCUCACCGCCGUAUUACAGAUGUCCGCCAGGAUGUGGAACGUGUCUAUAGACACCCUGUCCUGGGAGUUCACCGUUUUCACGAUCGACGAGUCGGCCAUUGUUGAGCCACCAAUGGACGGCGUGUACGUACGCUCCAUAUAUCUGGAAGGAGCGGGCUGGGACAAGAGGGGUAGCGUCCUCAUCGAGCCGGCUCCUAUGCAACUUAUUUGCAACAUGCCGGUGAUUCACUUCCGGCCCGCGGAACUCCUUAGAAAGAGAACCAGAGGACUCUACUCUUGUCCCUGUUACUAUUAUCCUCAGAGAUGCGGGGAUCAGGGACGACCUGCAUUCGUUGUGGCGGUCGAUUUGAAUUCGGGUCCCGAAGGAUCGGAUUUCUGGAUAAAAAGAGGCACCGCGUUGUUGUUGAGUCUUGCCACGUAGAUUAAUCGUUUACUGUUGGUAGUUUUUUUCUUUUUUUUUAUUAUUAUUAUUAUUAAUAAUAAUUAAUCGAUCAAUUAAUUAAUUAUAUUAGAAUUAAGUUAGAACUUUUUUCGGUGAAACCUCCCCUUAUGGAUUUUGAUAAUUUUGCAAAUAUUGUGUUGAAUAUCAAAAUCCAUCGGAGUGUCACCAUUUUUUUUUUCUUUUUUUCAAGUAGAAUCUUAGAAAAGAAAAACUUUUGAACUGACACUGUCACUUCCCUUCCAUUCUUCCUGAUACAUUCUCAUUCUUAUCUUGGUUAGUAUAUAGUAUAUAAUAAAAGUCUCUUUCUAUAAACAAUAGUAUAUAUAUAUAUA
Messenger RNA from Apis dorsata (giant honeybee), 13427 nucleotides. It is a transcript of the gene kl-2, whose product is annotated as dynein heavy chain 2, axonemal. The coding region runs from base 91 to 13074 and encodes 4327 amino acids. Gene Ontology annotation, cellular component: dynein complex. Gene Ontology annotation, biological process: microtubule-based movement. The record is from RefSeq and is a predicted model, not a curated record. Gene Ontology annotation, molecular function: ATP binding; dynein intermediate chain binding; ATP hydrolysis activity. Lineage: Eukaryota; Metazoa; Arthropoda; Insecta; Hymenoptera; Apidae. The transcript has 63 exons.